Messenger RNA from Leishmania braziliensis MHOM/BR/75/M2904, 2247 nucleotides. RefSeq lists its product as hypothetical. The coding region runs from base 1 to 2247 and encodes 748 amino acids. NCBI's taxonomy places the organism in Eukaryota, Euglenozoa, Kinetoplastea, Trypanosomatida, Trypanosomatidae. The record is from RefSeq and is a predicted model, not a curated record. The transcript has a single exon. Gene Ontology annotation, molecular function: protein binding.
AUGUCUUCCUCCACCCAACUCCUAUUGCACUCCGAGCGUGGCGGGUCCGGAAGUAAUAUCACGUAUCCUCAUCGCGUUGGGGGGAGUCUUGCCUCGGAGCUCAACACGCUUUGCCAGCUGCGCGACUUCUAUGAGCAGCACACCUUCGAUGCACAAGGACCGUACGCAGACUUGUUUGAAGUUCUCCUGUCAUCAUGCAAACACAUGAUCGACAUCAACGUGGAGCUCGUCCACCACAUUAAGGCUCAGGAGGACAAGCAGCAGCGGCAACAGGUCUUCUGCGAUUUCCUCUGUGGUGAAGUGGAGCAGCAACGUGCUGAGAUCAAAGACCUUCGCGUUUCCCUGGCGCAUGUGUCUGCGCGCGGAGCAAGUGGAGAAGCUGUUGCCAAGGACAAAGAUGAUAGUGCUCGGCUCGUCAGCGACUCAGCAGCCUCGCCACAUGCCUUUCCAAGAAGCGAAGCAACGACAAAGACGUGUGCACAACGUGUUUCCAAAAAAAACUCUGCGGCGUUAGGGACACCGCAGCCUAGUACAGGUGCUGCUCCUCCUCCGUCGGCUGCACCCGGCCCUGAGCGAUCACCGCCGUCUACCGCAUCACCUUCAGUUGUCGAGCGCAGUGCACUAGAGUGCGCCACAACAACGCUCGCCCUCAAGGAAGCUCCAACGAAGCCAAGCAGUCCUCUAACUCAUUCCUCAGCCACCGAGAAGGCCCCUGGGGAAGCAUGGGCAGCAGAGAUAGUGCGCCGCAUGAGCGCCAUGCAGGACCACCUGGAUACCCUACUUGUGGAUGGGCGUCUGUCUUCUACGCAACCAAAUGGCCAACAGCAGCAGCAGCCGUCAUCCACAGCCCUGUUUGCUCCCUCAGAAACGAGGAAGCAACCCGCCGAGGAAGCCGCCGACAGCCAUCUUGAGCACUUGGGGCGUCACCUUCCUGCUGUGGAGCAGCGCAGGCAUAAGCAACAGCGCCCGCUGCGACGGAUGUGGGAGGAGGGCGACGUUGGCAGCAGUAGUCCAUCAUUAUCACCAGCAUCCACCUUAGGAGCGGCCGCCGAGAGUUCACUUCCUAAUCAAUAUGCAGCUACAGCGACUCACGCUCGGCCAAGUCCCCAGGAGUCCAGUCAACGCCAAGGAACCUCUCUCACCUCGCCCGCGAGCACUCGGGGGCCACCGCUGGUACUUGUGCGUUGGAUCGACAGUCGGCUCCGUCAAUGGGAAGCGGAAUGGCAAAGAGUGCUUGAAGAGGUGCAGAACACGCUUAUACAUGAUCCCGAAGUCGGCGCACAGGCGUUGGGUUUGACUUCACAUGCAGCAGCCCAACAGGAGGCUCAUGUGAGUCUGAGGACUGCCCAGGAAAGCGACUCCGAGAGCAACGGACUCACUGAAGCGGUCAUGACUCCACGCUGCCGUGGUGACUUUGUGUGUGCCAUUCGAACUCUUCUGUCGCUCCAAAACACGGAUCUGUGCAACCGUGUCGUCGCCGAAUCCACCCGACAAGCUCAGCACAUUGAGGAAGCGCUGUAUGAUAUGCGCGCCAGGCUGGAAGCACUGGAGGUGUACGCGCCGCAUCUCUACUCCGUCACUGCGCGUCCGCCGUUGCUUGGAGUAGAGCUGGAAGAUGUGCUCGAUCCGCGCAUCGGAGUGCGGUUGCGCUCCGUGUAUCAUGGCUACCUCGCCGACCGCGCUGGGCUCAGUGUGGGUGAUGUCCUCCUUGGUGUCGGUCACCAAUCCAUCCAGACACGCGCACAACUGUACGCUGUGCUGAGGGAGCUAACUCGCGACUACAAUGCCCAAUGCCAGCUACAGAUCGAGGCGGGCUUCAUGCGGAGCUUUGCGCUCGGUGAUGAGUGCUGCGCCAGUGACAGACACUGCAUGCAAUCCGCUUCCCAUUAUCGCGAAGAAACGAUGGAAAGAAAAGUUGAUGACUACGGACUUGAUCAAGAACUUCAACGUGCCCGCUCGGAAGCAGCAGCAGCGGCGGCUGGAGGGACCCGCGCCGGUGGCGCACGCCCUUCAGCGGGAGUGAUUUCUAGGCACACGUCGCCUAAAGGCAGUUCAACAGGUGCAGACUCGCAUGCCGCUGCCUCGCCCUUCCUAUCCACAUCCCUUAGUGUCACCCAGCAUAGGGAGAAGCUAGCCCAACAUCUGCCCUACUUUGAACUCUGCCUUCACGUUGUGCGUGACGGUCGAUUGCGUGACGUGACACUACUGAUUCCGCCAUUGGAAGCUCUACGAUCGGCGGCGUACUGA